Schistosoma curassoni is the source of this 1403-nucleotide messenger RNA. Lineage: Eukaryota; Metazoa; Platyhelminthes; Trematoda; Strigeidida; Schistosomatidae. The record is from the annotation of a GenBank genome assembly.
GGGUAACUUAAAUGUUUCAUUUAGCUACGAAAUUUCCUUCACUCGUAUCUACCAGUAUCAAUCACAGAUUAUCAGCUGUAUUCUCCUCAAAAGUUGACUCAUUGUAUAGUGUUUUCGGGCUCUCAAGCAAUGCGACUCACCAAGAUAUCAAAGAAGCCUUCUAUCGACUGUCAAAAAUAUACCAUCCUGAUGUGACUGAUGAUCCUAACUCUAGAGAAAAGUUUCAUGAGUUGACAAAAGCUUAUGAAAUCCUUGGAAAUCCUGUUAAACGGAGUGAAUAUGACCGGGAUUUUCUUGAAUUUCAAAGUAUUUCUGCAGCAUCAUGGAAGAGAUUGUAUAAUCAAAUGUUUAUCAAGAAGAAAUCAUCGUUCAGAAUCUACUAUGCAAUUCUGAAAGCAUUCGGAUUAACACUUUGUAUAAUUUUCAUAUUACAUAUAUAUUUCAUGCGUACAACUGUCAAAUAUGUUACCCUACGAAAUCACACUGAAGAAGCAAUUAUUGUACGCAAUAUGGCACAUAUUAACUGCAAACACACAUGUCGUAUUAUUUGUAAGAAUAUUGACAGUAUUCCAUCGAGUAAGGUGAGUGCAUUGAAACCAAUUGGGAAAAUGCCAUUCAAUGGUGAAUUCAAUGAAGAGGUGAACCCAAUCAACGACACAUUUUAUUCACAUGAUCUUGGUGGCGGUUGGAUGUUUAAGGAGGAGACGACGAAUUGCAACAAUGUUCUACAAUCCGGUGUAGCAAUCAUCAUUGUUUGUAGAGAUAGAUGGAAACAACUGAAUAAUACAUUGUCCGCUCUGAUUCCAGUUCUCCAGAGACAACAUUUGUGUUAUCGAAUAUUUGUUAUUGAACAACAGGGUACUGGUAUUUUGAACAAAGCUCAGUUGAUGAACAUUGGUUUUAUUGAAGCACGUAAACGUUUCGAUUUCGACUGUGUUAUAUUUCAUGAUGCCGACUUAAUACCAUUGGAUGAUAGAAUACCACAUGGUUGUGAUGAAGAGAUGAUGGAGAGUGUGGUUCAUUUGAGUGUUGGAGUGAGUUCAUGGAAUUAUGUUUUACCUUACCAAUCAUUGAUCGGUGGUGUUUUGAAAAUAUCGACUUCACACUUUAUACAGGUUAAUGGUUAUUCGAAUAGUUAUUGGGGUUGGGGUGGAGAGGACGAUGAUUUGGAGAGGCGACUGAAAGCAUCAAAAAUUAUGUAUAAACACAUUGAAAAGUCAAUAGGCAGAUAUCUGGCUCAACCUCACACUAAACAGGUUCGAGCGAAUAGACGUUUAGUACUUGAUUCAUUAAAAAAUGCUGCCAGUCGUAUGUUCACUGAUGGAUUGAAUUCUGUAAAAUAUAAAGUUUCAGCCUAUUUUGAGAAGCAACACUACACACAUUUUUUAAUUACAUUAAAAUAA